Molecule: messenger RNA, 1447 nt
Organism: Gavialis gangeticus (Gharial)
Lineage: Eukaryota; Metazoa; Chordata; Crocodylia; Gavialidae
Gene: TMEM114
Product: transmembrane protein 114
Exons: 4
Coding region: 1-477 (158 amino acids)
Cellular component (GO): apical plasma membrane
Source: RefSeq, a predicted model, not a curated record
AUGGCGAGCAGUGAUCGCCCACACUUUAGGAACAAAUGUUCGCCUUUGACAAAUCCCUUCCGGCAUGAGAACGCAAACCUCACAGCCUCACACAAACAGCUUCUCCACAUGCAUGGGACGUUUGUAAUCCUGUUGCCUCUCAGCCUGGUACUGAUGAUUUUUGGAGGAAUGACUGGAUUUAUCAGUAUACUUGCCAGGGCCUACCUGCUGCUUCUAAUGACGGGGUUGCUUUUUCUGUUUGGAGCCCUUGUGACACUUACUGGGAUCAGCAUCUACAUUGCAUACUCAGCUGCUGCCUUCAAGGAAGCCACCUGCCUUCUGGGGAAGAAGAAUCUCUUACUGGAACUUGACAUCAGGUUUGGUUGGUCUUUGGUGCUUGUGUGGAUCUCCUUCAUUGCAGAGGUAGUCACCGGGGCAGCCUUCUUCCUUGCCGCGAGAGCAGUGGGCCUGAAACGGAGGCGGGAGCAGGUGAUGUGAAGUACCAAGUGUCAACGCAGCUGCGUCAUCAUCAUGGGGGUUUAGCAAGGUGAAUCAGAGGUUCGGUAUGGAUUACAAUAAUGACAAGACUACUAUUGAGUGUAUCACACAUCUGAGCUAACUCUUCUCCUCAUUGACAGCUAAGAAAUGGAAAGAUUGCAUAGUGGCAACACUGCAUUUUUGAAAAGCAUCAAUAAGGUGGCCUUUUUGUCUUUAAAUGAAAAUAUAUUGUUUCUAAUUAGGAGUAGGAGGCAGCCUUCCCCUCCUUUCUUUCCUUCCAUGGUGCCACUGCUAAAAUGCCUCCUGACACCCUGAGGUCCAGUAUCUAUGGCUCAUUUAAUCUUUGGCUUUUUUGGUCAAGAUGCCCGUUCUGAAGGCCAGUUUAUGUCAGUUGUGCUGGAGGCCUCGGUCCAUUAAGAACUGGACUGAACCUGGAAUUUAUUUGGCACAGUCCAGCAAAUGGCCAUCAGGCAGCAUGGCCUUCAGGUCCACUCUUGCUUUCAUCUUAUAUGGGAUUCAUAUCACCCAGUGUAGAGGAAGGAAGAGUGUGAAAAAUAAAAUAGUUCCUAACCAGUGUGUAUUUUAAAACAAUUUCAGCAUAUAAAACAAGGUUCCAAUUAGGGAUCAAAAAUAGCAGAGUUCAGAAUAUCUUAAGACAAAUUCAAAGCGCCUGUGUGACAGUCUUAAGUACUCAGUCUUCCUGGAUACUACUGUGAUGCUUUGAGGUAUGGAAGGACUUGGUCUGAAGUGUGAAUCAUUAAGUGUUAGUGAUGUUAAUACAAAGCAACUUGGUGUCAUCCACCUUCACUAACUGCAUGCUUUUUCUUUUCUCUUAGAUUUCACAUUAAAAGCAGGAAGCCUUCAUCUUUUAGAUUAUAAUCAUUUGUUUCAUUGUCUAAUGACAAAUACAUUAAAAAAACCCCAGUAUUUGAAAUGAAAAGGUCCAAAUAACCUAUGGGCACUUAUACAC